Messenger RNA from Cutaneotrichosporon cavernicola, 2847 nucleotides. RefSeq lists its product as uncharacterized. The transcript is spliced from 4 exons. Gene Ontology annotation, cellular component: cytosol. NCBI's taxonomy places the organism in Eukaryota, Fungi, Basidiomycota, Tremellomycetes, Trichosporonales, Trichosporonaceae. The record is from RefSeq and is a predicted model, not a curated record. Gene Ontology annotation, biological process: IMP salvage; AMP metabolic process. The coding region runs from base 1 to 2847 and encodes 948 amino acids. Gene Ontology annotation, molecular function: AMP deaminase activity.
AUGGACGACUACGACGACGACUACCCAACGACGCGCUCGACUUCCGUCGCGGCCGAACACGAUGAUGACACGCCGCCAGAGCGAAACUCCCCUUCCUUCAGCUUCCACGAGGAGCGCCGCCUCCUCAAGAGUGAUGAGUACUGGCUCGCGCACAAGAUCCCGCGCCUUCCUCCUCCCGCCCUCAGCACGUCACCAAACGCGUCGGUUGCGGCGCUCGACGGCCUCUCGCUCUCCCGCUACGACGAUGAAGAUGAUGAGGGCGCUUCGAAGGCGAGCACAACGGACGCGGCCCCGAACCGUGACCGGAUGGAUGGAGACGAGUGCCUCGAGCUCGAGGAGGAGCACCGCGAGAAAAUGGGGGGGGAGGCCGCUGGCGGCCUGCCCUCAGCCCAGUUUGAUACGGUCCGUGCAUUCGCCGAGUCUGGUGUUGGAAGCGAACUCGAAGCGCUCUAUGCUGCGUUCUCCAAAUGCCUCGCCCUGCGCGACAAAUACAUGAUUCUCUCCUGUCAGAUGCUGGGUGACAACCCCCGCGACCGCGACGGCACAUUUGGCGGAUUCCGCGACGGAACAGGCGACGUGUAUGGUCUCAAGCCAGACCAGAGGCCGGCUACGUGUGAGCUGAGCGCCGACCCCAACGCCCCACAGUGGCAGAUGAACCCGCCGCCGCCGGCCCCACACUGGAAGUGGGAGGGUGAGCGACCUGAGCACCCAGAUGGCGAGUCACACAAGCCGUCCACGACCACGCCCGAGUUUGAGUUGGCGAACUGCGAGGUUCCGGGCCCAGAGGAUGCGAUCAGCUCACAUACUUUCCGCCUCAACGACGAGGGAGUGUAUACCGUAUACACGAGCAAUGGGUACGACAAGGGCGGCGAGAUCCAACUCAGCCACGUGCCCCGUCUCAAGGAAUACUACAUGGACCUCGAGUACUUGCUGAACGUGUGCUCGGACGGACCGGCCAAGUCGUUCGCUUUCCGCCGCCUCAAGUACCUUCAGUCCAAGUGGAGUCUGUACGGCCUGCUCAACGAGUACCAGGAGCUCGCAGACAUGAAGGCUGUGCCGCACCGCGACUUCUACAACGUGCGCAAGGUCGACACACACAUCCACCACUCGGCGAGCAUGAAUCAGAAGCACCUGCUGCGCUUUAUCAAGCGCAAGCUGCGGCGGUGCCCUGACGAGAUUGUGAUCCACCGCGACGGCAAGGACCUGACGCUGAGCGAGGUAUUCAAGUCGCUCGACCUCACGGCUUACGACCUGAGCAUCGACACGCUCGACAUGCACGCGCACCAGGAAUUCCACCGCUUCGACCGCUUCAACAACCGUUACAACCCCACCGGGUCAUCGCGCCUGAGAGAAAUCUUCCUCAAGACCGACAACCUCCUCAAAGGCACUUACCUUGCCGAACUCACGACCGAGCUGAUCGCCGACCUCGAACAGUCCAAGUAUCAGAACAGCGAGUGGCGCGUGUCCAUCUACGGCCGCAAGGCCGACGAGUGGGAUAAGCUCGCCAAGUGGGUCGUGGACAACAAGCUCGUUUCGCACAACGUCCGCUGGCUCAUCCAGGUGCCCCGCCUGUACGAGGUGUUCAAGGCGGGAGGCUUGGUCAACAACUUUGAGGACGUUGUCAAGAACGUUUUCAAGCCCCUCUUCGAGGUCACGCAGGACCCGAGCUCGCAUCCUGAACUGCACAUCUUCCUCCAGCGGGUGGUCGGAUUCGACUCGGUCGACGACGAGAGCAAGCCUGAGCGCCGGCUGUACAAGAAGUUCCCGACAGCUCAGGCGUGGGACACGAACCAGUCCCCGCCAUACAGCUACUGGAUCUACUACAUGUACGCCAACAUGGCGAGCUUGAACGUGUGGCGCCGCGAGCGCGGUUUCAACACUUUCGUGCUCCGCCCGCACUGCGGCGAGGCCGGCGACCCCGACCACCUGUCCUCCGCGUUCCUCACCUCGCACUCGAUCUCUCACGGCAUUCUCCUCCGCAAGGUUCCUGCCCUACAAUACCUCUUCUACUUGAAGCAGAUCGGUCUUGCAAUGUCCCCGUUGAGCAACAACGCCCUCUUCCUAACGUACGAGCGCAACCCGUUCAAAGACUUCUUCAAGAUCGGGAUGAACGUUUCUCUCUCAACCGACGACCCGCUCCAAUUCCACUUCACCGCGCAACACCUGCUCGAAGAAUACUCGUGCGCGGCGCAGAUCUACAAGCUCACGCCGGCGGAUAUGUGCGAGCUCGCGCGCAACAGUGUCGUCCAAAGCGGCUGGGAGAUGCAAGUCAAGAAACACUGGAUCGGACACAAGUGGUAUCUUCCCGGCGCGGCAGGUAAUGAUAUCCACAAGACAAACGUGCCCAACAUCCGCCUUGCGUACCGCCACGCCACUCUGAUGGAGGAACUGAACCUCAUCCAGCACGGGACGCACACGCCCAGUGCAACGCCGGGACCCAUGCGCCCCAGUGUAUCGGCACAGGGGGGACAAGGCGAGGCUGGCGCAAGAGCUGGAGCGUCAAGCCCUGUGGUCGCGCACAGGCCCGUGUCGCACGGCUCGGCGGACCCGGAUAACCUCGGUGCCGCGGCGAUGGCACAGACCCGCAACCUCCUCGACCCCGCCUUCAGUGUUGCGCCUGGGGCGGCCGAGCUCGAUGUCCGCCACAGAAGGCGGUCCCUGAACUUGGCGAAUAAGCCUACACUUGGCAUGAGCGCCGCCGACGAGAACCCGUCCCCGUACGUGUCGCCGUUCCACAGCCCGGUACGUGAGAAGGCCGAACCGUUUGCGCAUGCGCCGCGCAGUCCUGUACGCGGGAAGGGCCAUCUGCUUGCCAAGCCUCCCGCCAGCCCCACGCGCAACAAGUAG